This is a messenger RNA of Paramisgurnus dabryanus, 1302 nucleotides long. Its product is annotated as G-protein coupled receptor 55. The record is from RefSeq and is a predicted model, not a curated record. Gene Ontology annotation, cellular component: plasma membrane. Lineage: Eukaryota; Metazoa; Chordata; Actinopteri; Cypriniformes; Cobitidae. Gene Ontology annotation, molecular function: G protein-coupled receptor activity. Gene Ontology annotation, biological process: positive regulation of Rho protein signal transduction; phospholipase C-activating G protein-coupled receptor signaling pathway.
CGGGGUCACUUUCUUCACGGUUCACUGUCUCAUAUACGUUGUGUCAAAACAUCGAGUGAAAAUAUUCAGAGACUUUCCAGAUAACAUCAAGCCAUACACCAUGUGUAACUUUAGCGCAUCAGCAAACCACACGAAUGCAACAUUGAAGCAGUUCGAGUUCUGGGCCUACACGCUUGUGUUUUCAGUGGGCCUUAUCUUCAACAUCACAGCACUCGUCAUCUUCAGUCGCAUCAAACAUUGGACCGACACGCACAUCUACAUGCUCAACCUACUCAUCGCAGACUUGCUUGUCAUUAUUUUUCUGCCCUUCAGAAUAAAGGAGGCACAUGAUUUGCAUAAAAAAAUAAACGUGUUCUGCACGUUCCUGCUGUGCAUCCAUUACUCCAACAUGUACUGCAGUAUAUUUACUAUUACAGCCAUCAGCGCACACCGUUUCACGGUCCUCAGGUUUCCAUUUUUAGCCAAGGCCGAAGUUAAGAAACGCAAGACGAUCGCUGCCUCGGUGUGUGUUUUCAUAUGGACGAUAAUCACGAUCAUCUGUGCGACAUUUCAUCGCAACCUCCUCCCAGACCACUUAGAGUCCUGCUACGACCGAAAGUUAAGCGAUAAGCUUGAGAAAAAUUUCAUUAUUGUUUUAGAAACCGUCGGAUAUCUUAUUCCAAUGGUCAUCAUCAUGUUGUGCUCCGCACAAACCAUUUACAUCCUGGUGAAAUCUGUUCAAAACGUCGAGGAGAGAGAAGGGGUGAAAAGGAAAACCAUAGCUGCUGUGAUCUCUGCUAAUCUCUUCACGUUUAUUUUUUGCUUCACGCCCAUUCACGUUGGCCUUUUGUUGCAAUAUUUAUCCGAAGAAUGCGAGAAUGACCCAUUGCACGUGUUUGUUGACGUCGCCGAGUGGAUAGCCACAACCAACUGCUGUAUGGAUUCAAUUGGAUAUUACUUUCUACUGAAAAGAGUUAUAAGAAACCAUCCGGAGUCAUGCACAUAAUAAUUUAUGGUCGAUAAUGUUUGACAACAAAGUGCUCUGUUUAUUUAGCCUUAUCAUGGGAAUUAUCAUGGACGAAAUACAUUACAUUUAUUCAAUAGUGUGUUCCUCUGGCUCUAAUGUUAGUGAAUUAUGUUAGCACCGCAAAGGUCAUGGGUUUGACUCACAUACUAAUAAAAAGUGCACUGUAACUCGGUUUGAAUAAAAGUCAAGCACAUGCACUACAUAGACAAAUGGUCUUUUGGGAUUUUUUAAAAAUAAAAAUGGCUGGGGCAGCACUGUGGCCACACCAAGCAGAGUACUGCUCACAGCAAGAAGGU